AUGCUGAAGCAAAAGAAGCAACUACUUGAAGGCAGUGAUACUGAUGAUCAGAUAACUGGUAUCAGAGAUCAAAUGAUGAGUGACUCAUGGUCACCUGUUCUCACAGUGAGAGAUUUGGGUUCUAUGUUAGAGGUGUGCGUGAAGAGUGGGUCAAACAAGAAGUUCAUGUUGCAUCAAGUAAUCCAAGUUCUUGUGGAAGAAGCAGCUCAGGUUGUAGCUCUUAGCUACUCCAAUGUUGGGGAUAGGAUCUUCUAUACGAUUAACGCUGAGGCUGUUAGUCCUAGAAUUGGCAUAGAGACUUCAAGGGUGCAUGAAAGAUUGAAGGAACUGAUUUUUUGA
This is a messenger RNA of Vitis vinifera (wine grape), 339 nucleotides long. RefSeq names its product transcription factor bHLH168. The record is from RefSeq and is a predicted model, not a curated record. The transcript has 2 exons. Bases 1 to 339 code for a protein of 112 amino acids. Lineage: Eukaryota; Viridiplantae; Streptophyta; Magnoliopsida; Vitales; Vitaceae.